This is a messenger RNA of Peronospora farinosa, 2478 nucleotides long. NCBI's taxonomy places the organism in Eukaryota, Oomycota, Peronosporomycetes, Peronosporales, Peronosporaceae. The record is from the annotation of a GenBank genome assembly.
AUGACGUCAACUGCCACUAUUGUUGACCCAAAAAGCCAUUGUAGUGCCAAUGCUGAGCUUUAUCGCGAUGCCACUGGUGUGCGCUGGAGUUUCAUGCUGAAUCUGACCGACAUUUCAUACGGUGUGUACGGCAACAAUAAGUUUUACAUGGGACAGCUCAUUGUCGACCACGGAGUCUUUGUGGUAUUCCGCAAAUGGGGACGAGUCGGUGCCAAGUCACCGCAGUCGCAGACGGAGCGCUUUGACACUUUAGAGAAUGCCGAGCGAGCUUUUCAAAAGGUUUUCCAGGCCAAGACCGGUAACAAGUGGCCACUUACAACGCCGUUUAUCCGCAAAAAAGGCAAAUACUUUCUUGUCGAGCUCGACGAUGAAGAAGCGGAAAGAACCGUGGCUGAUGUUGGAAAAAAAGUGGAGGUGAAGAAAGAGCUCGUGGCGUCCAAGCUGCCAAAGGAAGUUCAAAACAUGGUCCAGCUUAUCUGCGAUCCAGAGGUAGUUACGCGAGAAAUGGCCAGCUUGAAUGUGGAUCUGAAGCGCUUCCCGCUUGGCAAGUUGUCGAAAACUCAAAUCUCGCAGGGCUACAAUAUUCUGCAACGUCUUUCUGCUACCCUGGAAGCGAUCGAAGAGUUGACAAGAACGCCUGCUGUGCCGGCCAAGGCGGCGAAAGCCGGCUCGAAGAGUAGACGAAAAGGAAAAGCCAAGGCCAAGGGACCAGUUGCAGCUACAAACCGAAGCCUGUCUAGCAUUCGAGGAGAUCUCAAAGCACUGUCUAGCGAAUUUUACUCGCUCAUUCCGCACGACUUUGGACGUUCACUGCCACCGGUGAUCGAGACGAUGACAGAUCUCAAGCUGAAGCUUGAAUUGCUUGAAGUAUUGUCGAAUCUGGAGAUAUCGCAGAUGUUACAGAAAGAAGAAGCGAACAAGUUGACGGGACCUGCGGUUCAUCCACUUGACACUCAUUACAAUAUGUUGAACACGAAGAUGAAGCCACUGAGCAAGCGUGGAAAGGAGUUCAAGAUAAUUGAAAAGUUCAUCAACAAGACGAACGGUGGGUCCAAGUUGAGUAUUAAUACCAUACUCAAGAUCGCUCGACCGGAAGAAGACACUCACAAGGAUGUGCUUGGAUCUAUUGACAACCACAAGCUGUUGUGGCACGGCUCUCGCCUGUCAAAUUUCGUUGGCAUUCUGUCGCAAGGACUGCGAAUUGCUCCGCCUGAAGCUCCCCGGAAUGGAUACCAGUUCGGCAAAGGGCUGUAUUUUGCCGAUGCCUUGGCAAAAUCUGCAAACUAUUGCUGCGCGACAUCCCGAAAUCCCACCGCAGUACUUCUACUCGCCGACGUCGCUCUGGGCACGCCGUACCAGAUCCCGACGGGAGAGUUUCUGGACUACAAGAUGGUAAAGGACCAGCACGGGUGCGAUAGUACGCACGGUCUCGGACGCAUGGCACCAGCAGAGAACGAGUUUGAGACUCUUCCGGACGGAGUAGUGGUGCCAGCCGGCACACUGAAACCUGUCGACGGUCACCAACAUUUGCUCUACAACGAGUUUAUCGUGUAUCGCCGUGAACAAGUUCAACUGCGGUACCUUGACACGGAUGGUAUUGCAUGGAGUUUCAUGCUCAAUUACACUAACAUUUCAUUCGGGACGUACGGCAACAAUAAAUUUUACAUGGUGCAGUUGAUCCAGAAUGGCGCUGAUUACAUGGUCUUUCGCAAAUGGGGACGCGUCGGUACCAAGAACCCACAGCGAGCUCUGGAGCGCUACAAUACGUCGUUAGAGAAGGCACAGGCCUCCUUUAUGAAGAAGUUCCUGGACAAAAGCGGCAAUGAAUGGCCAUUGACUGAACCCUUUAAGAGAGUAGAGGGCAAGUACGUGCUCGUUGAACUCGAUGAAGAAGUACAGGAAGAAGAGAAGGAUGAGGUCAUGAGUGAAGCUGAAAAGGAAGAAGAGGUGGCGUCGACUCUUGCCGAAACUGUUCAAAACGUUUUGAAACUUAUUUGUGAUGCUAAUGUGAUAGCCCGAGAAGUAGCAAGCAUGAACCUUGAUUUGAAGCGACUUCCAUUAGGCAAGCUCUCGAAAACUCAAAUUCGGCAGGGGUAUGCAAUACUGCAACAACUAUCAGCAGCAGUCAAGGAGAUUGACGAGCUGAGAAAGACUGCUGCAGAUUCGCAAGAGACGGCUUCCGAAAGACCAGUUGCAACUCGUCGAUCCACUCGAGUGAAGCGAACGACCAAUUCGCACCUUGUCCAGCUCCGUCGCCUGAACAACAGUCUGAAGACUCUCUCCAGCGAUUUCUAUACACUAAUCCCGCACGAUUUCGGUCGAGGUUUGCCAACCUCGAUUGAUUCCUUGGACAAAGUAAAACUGAAAAUCGACUUGCUCGAAGUGCUGGCGAACUUAGAGAUCUCACAAGAACUGGAAGCAGAAAAGAAGAAGAACGCGGAGAAGAAAGUCGGUGCCAAAUCAUUGAAAAAUACGUGA